AUGCCUGCGGCCAUUUCCGUGCGACCUGAUGGUGUGGGUGUCAUCACCAUGAACUCGCCUCCGGUGAAUUCUCUGGGGACGGAGCUGGUGACUUCCUUCAAGCAGGAGUUUCCGAAGCUGGUGCAGGACCCGCAGGUGAAGGCCAUUGUCGUUACGGGUCAAGGUGCCAUGUUCUGCGGCGGCGCAGAGAUCACGGAGUUUGCCGUGAUGGUUGCGAUGGGUCCAGAGAAGAUGAAGGAGAACAACCCAGUGGCCGCCUUGAGCGAAAUGAUGGAUAUGAUCGACGCCUCGCCCAAGACCACCGUCGCGGCGCUGAACGGCCCAGCCUUGGGUGGUGGGGCUGAGGUGAGUUUGGCAUGUCACUACAGGGUGGCCUCGGACAAAGCCUCCGUGGGUUUUCCGGAGGUGAACUUGGGUCUCCUACCUGGCGCGCAGGGGACUCAACGACUGCCACGGGUGGCUCCGUUGCCAACGGCCAUGCAGAUGAUCUUGCAGGGAAAGCCGUUGAAAGCAGAUGCUGCCCGGAAGAACGGCAUCGUGGAUGCUGUGGCCAAAAAGGACGUCAUCGAGGAGGCAGCAGAAUGGGCCUUGAGUCAUCCACCCGCGCCCAUCUCCAAGAGGGAGGUGCCCAAGACCAACAGGUUCAUGGCAUCUGCCGGUGGCUUGGAGGCUGGCCUCAACACCGCAGUGAAUGCUGCUCCAUUGAUGAUCGCCCCAAGGGCCAUCAUCAAGUGCUUUGAAGCAGCUUGCUCCCACAAGUCCUUCCGCGAGGGCCUGCAAGUGGAAAUGGAGCAGUUCACCAACUUGGUCUUCUCCGUGGAAUCCGCGGCCUUGCGUCACCUCUUCUUGUCGGAGCGUUUGGCGCAGAAGGUGCCGGGGAUUGAUGAGAAGCCAAUGCCUUUGAAGAAAAUUGGCAUUUUGGGCGCCGGACUCAUGGGUGGCGGCAUUGCCAUGUGUUUCAUCCAGAAGGGCGUCCCAGUAGUGCUGAAGGAUGCAAAGCAAGAGUGGUUGGAUGGCGGUGUCAAGAAGAUUGAGUCCCUCUGGGGCGGGCAGGCCAAGAAGGGUCGCUUGAGCAAGGAGAAGUUCCAGCAGUACAUGAGCAUGCUGAAACCCACUCUGGACUACGCAGAUUUCAAAGAUGUGGACAUGGUCAUUGAGGCUGUGCCAGAGAUCAUGGACUUGAAGAAGGAGGUUUUCCUGGAUAUUGAGAAGAACACCAAGCCGGACUGCUUGAUUUGCACCAACACCAGCGGUCUCAACAUUGAUGAUAUUGCUGCCGUCCUGAAGGAUCCAUCACGUGUCAUGGGAACGCACUUCUUCUCUCCAGCCAACGUCAUGCAGCUCUUGGAGAACGUGCGCACCGCCAAGAGCAGUGUGAAGACCUUGGCCACAGGCAUGGCGAUGGGAAAACUCAUCAACAAGAAGUGCGUGAUGGUUGGCAACUGCGACGGCUUUGUUGGAAAUCGCAUGAUCGCACCCUACGCGGGCGAAGCGAAGAUGCUCUGGGAGGAGGGCGGCACCGUGGAGCAGAUCGACAAAGCGGCCACUGCUUUCGGCAUGGCCAUGGGUCCCAUGGCACUGGGUGACUUGGUCGGACAGGAGCUCUUUUGGAAGCAGCGAAAGGCUGCUGGUGACAUGAAGAAGCAGACCAAGACCUACUACGGCCCCUACGAGCUGACGGACUGGCUCUGCGAGUUGGGUCGCUUCGGCAUGAAGACCCCGGAUCCGGCCAUCAAGGCGGACGGCCGCGGCAUUUUCAUCCACCGGGGCCGAGAUAAGACGGUUGAUCCAGAAGUCGUGGCAAAGAUGGAUGAGGUCCGAAAGGCCAAGGGCGUUGUAGCCAGGGCCGUUAGCGAUGAAGAGAUUUGCGAGAGGCUCUUCUAUCCUUUGAUCAACGAGGGCUUCAAAAUUUUGGAGCAGGGCUAUGUUGCCCGAUCCUCCGAUAUCGACCUUGUGUACAUCUACGGCUAUGGCUUCCCCCCCUCGAAGGGAGGACCCAUGUUCUUCGCGGAGAACUAUGCAGGCUUCAAGACCAUCCUGGAGAAGCUAAAGGUCUUUGACAAGCAGGCCAAGGAGCGAUAUACCAAGAAUCCGCAGUACCUGCCCAUCGACUACUUCGAGCCUUCCAAGCUGUUGGAAGCCUGUGCUGCCAAAGAGGGCAUGCAGGCAGUGGUCAGACAUGCUGAGCUCAGCUCCCAACAUCUACCCCCAAAAAAACCCUCUGGAAAUAUGACGAAGAUUUUGCGAACUACUUUCAAGAGUUGUAAAUAA
This is a messenger RNA of Cladocopium goreaui, 2271 nucleotides long. Lineage: Eukaryota; Dinophyceae; Suessiales; Symbiodiniaceae. The record is from the annotation of a GenBank genome assembly.